UGUGUGUGUGUGUGUGACAUAGUGUGGGCUUGUCCUAUAAAAUGUGACCAUAAAUGAUUUAUUUUAGCUUGUUGUAUCUCAAUUAUGACCACAAUGUUUAAAAUAGAAGGUUUCAAUUCAGUAGCCUCUAAGAUUCUUUCAGUCUCUUAACUUUCUGCGAUUGUUAGUAUCUUAACUCCCUUGUUUUUGUGCAUUUGGAACAUCUUGAUAAGCUUUUGCUGAUAAUGCAAGAGUUAUACAUAUGAUGAUUGACUCAUUAUUUGCGAUCAGCAGUGAGAAAGGGUGCUCGGUUUCUUCUUCUCCUUUGUUUUUUAAAGGCUAGUCAAAUGAAGCAGUGGGAAUGGAGCAGAAACAAAGACAUCUGCAACUUGUAAUCAACUGGUUUUAGAUACCUCUGUACUUGGGCCAGCCAAAAAUGCUCCAUUUAGCAACUAUUGUCCUAUAGUCACAGUGCUAACAAAUUAUUUGGGUAGGGGAAUUAAAUAUCUGGAGGAUUCAAAUUACAGUUGUUACUGGAAAUAAUUUAGAGUAUUUCAGAAUUGGACAUAAAUCAAUGAUUAGAAAGUUGUUAUUUUAAAAAGAGUAUUGAAUUUUCUUUUCAACAUAGUGAAUGAAAAAAUGAGAAUAGCAAAUUAUGAUUAUUGGAAAGUCACACAAAUUUAGAAGAGUCAGUGGGGUCCUUGAAUUUAUGUCAAAGUACUUCUAUAAACUACUUAGUCUACUUCUCCCUUUUCAAGUAAAUUGUGUGUAGGAAAUAUAAACAUAUAUUGGCGACUCCAUAGCAGUUUAUGAGCCUCUUGACAUACCAUACCAUGGAUAACUUGUCAAGGUGAAUAAGGCAGGUCUGUUGAUGCAAUGAUGAUGCUUUCAUCCUUAGAACAAGCACACAUUCAGUAUUCAGACUUGGUUUCCCAAAAAGAUUUACAUAAAAAAAUUAUACUUGGUUUGAGAGAUGGAAUGCUAGAAGUAAAGGAAUGAUAAUUUUUAAUUAAUAAAGCCAAGCCACAUUUUCUGAAAGGUUUGCACAUACGAAGUUGUUUUAUCUUAUGGGAGACAUAUCCUGAAGACUUUGCAUGCUUCAAAACAUAUAUAAUUCCCCUUUAGUUGCCGUCUUGCAUCCCUGCAUGUGUGUGCCUAAUCUCAGCUGGCCCUCCUGAGACCCUGUGAGCACCAACCCUAAUUCCCUGCAUGUCCCCUUACCUGCUCUGACAGGAUGAAAGAAACAAUCAUGAAUCAGGAAAAACUUGCCAAACUGCAGGCACAAGUGCACAUUGGUGGGAAAGGAACUGCUUGUAGAAAGAAGAAGGUGGUUCAUGGAACAGCCACAGCAGAUGAUAAAAAACUUGAGCUGUCCUUAAAGAAGUUAGGGGUAAACAGUAUCUCUGGUAUUGAAGAGGUGAAUGUGUUUACAAACCAAGGAAUGGUGAUCCACUUUAACAACCCUAAAGUUCAGGCAUCGCUGGCAGCAAACACUUUCACCAUUACAGGCCAUGCUGAGACAAAGCAGCUGAGAGAAAUGCUACACAGCAUCUUAAACCAGCUUGGUGCAGACAGUCUGACUAGUUUAAGGAGACUGGCUGAAGCUCUGCCCAAACAGUCCGUGGAUGGAAAAGCACCACUUGCUACUGGAGAGGAUAAUGAUGAUGAAGUUCCUGAUCUUGUGGAGAAUUUUGAUGAGGCUUCCAAGAAUGAGGCAAACUGAAUUGAAUCAACUUCUGAAGAUAAAACUUGAAGAAGUUACUGGGAGCUGCUAUUUUAUAUUAUGACCGCUUUUAAAGAAAUUUUUGGUUAUGGAUAUGAUAAAAUCUAGAUCUCUAAUUUAAGCCCAAGCCCCUUGGACACUGCAGCUCUUUUCAGUUUUUGCUUAUACACAAUUCAUUCUUUGCAGCUAAUUAAGCCGAAGAAGCCUGGGAAUAAACUUUGAAACAAAGGUGAUUAAGGUUCUUUGCCUAGUAAAAAGCAAAAAACAAAAAACUUAUAUCAUUCAGGCCGGGCACGGUGGCUCACACCUGUAGUCCCAGCACUUUGGGAGACCGAGGCAGGUGGAUCACUUGAGUGCAGGAGUUCAAGUACAGCUUGGGCACCAUGGCGAAACACCAUCUCUACAAAAAACUAAUAAAAGUAAAAAUUAAAAAAUACUUACUUAAAUCUCACUUUUCCAUAAGAAUGCUUGUAAAGUGGUGGGCACAGGUUCUUUGGGAUAUCAAUCAAUAACUUUGUAACAUAUUGCUUUAAUUUUGCCUUUUAGUUUUCUGGCAUUAUCACUAAUAUUUUUUUCAGUUUAUUUUCUGCUAAAUUGUCAGCCUAGCAUAAAAAGAUAAUUGUUUGGCCUUCCUUAUAGAAUUUAUGACAUCUGACUUCUCUUCCAGAGUUAGUGAUUUUCAGGCAUGGUCACAGCAUUAACAUUAUAACAUCUAUUUAAUAUACACUUAAUGAUAUUGUUAGAGGAUAAAAAGUUUUUAAAAUUCAGUAGCAGUAGAAAUUGAAUUAAAAAUACAAUAAUGAACCAAAUCACCAUAUUUUUAAUAAAUAAAAAGAACAGUGUGGUUGACAUGAUCCUGACAAAGGAAAAUGAUACAUUUUUAAAUUGAUAAAAGUGAUGUAGCCAACAGGCAUUAGUGUAAUUAGUUUUAUAGUUUACUCAGCCAAUUUUUGAAUAAUAGAAUGUGAUUUUUGACAAAUUUUUAAAAUCUAGAGGGCUUUGUAUUAUUUCAAAAUUUUAUA
Molecule: messenger RNA, 2724 nt
Organism: Chlorocebus sabaeus (green monkey)
Lineage: Eukaryota; Metazoa; Chordata; Mammalia; Primates; Cercopithecidae
Source: RefSeq, a predicted model, not a curated record